Orbicella faveolata is the source of this 516-nucleotide messenger RNA. RefSeq lists its product as uncharacterized. The record is from RefSeq and is a predicted model, not a curated record. Lineage: Eukaryota; Metazoa; Cnidaria; Anthozoa; Scleractinia; Merulinidae.
AUGUGUCGCCCUGAUUUCAAACGUGAGAGCAGAGCUAUUGUAUCACCAUUCUUUCGACCUCCACCUGGACAAGGGUAUGAAAAGAUUAACGCCAUAAAAGACCACACUUAUGAACAGUUUUACGGGAAAGGAAAGAAAAAUCGAAUAAGUCACAAAAAGAGCUUAUCAUCACAUGACAUGAAGUUAACACGAGCAGCACUGUUGCAGGCAACAUCUGCCCAGACCACCGCACUUGUCGCUGCAGCUGAGGCUGCGCGCUCCUCCCUGGAGAUCUCGGAACUAGCACAAAAGGCCCAGGAUAUUUCGGUCAAGAGAGCAUUAUGGGCCUUGCAGACCAUCAAAGUUGCAGCGAAAGCAGAGGAAGUGGCGGUGAACGCCAUUCAGACAAUGUUUAUGUAGCAAAAUGAUUCUUUGAAAUAUCAGUUUCCUUAAAAACAGUAGUCCUGGCCUAUUUUCCAUUUCCACAUCCCCCAUAAUGCACCUUGUUUGCUCCCCAAAAUUUUGCAUAAGCAUUGU